Alternaria burnsii is the source of this 960-nucleotide messenger RNA. RefSeq lists its product as uncharacterized. The transcript has a single exon. NCBI's taxonomy places the organism in Eukaryota, Fungi, Ascomycota, Dothideomycetes, Pleosporales, Pleosporaceae. Bases 1 to 960 code for a protein of 319 amino acids. The record is from RefSeq and is a predicted model, not a curated record.
AUGUCUAUGACUACGAAACCCACUCUAUCGAGAAUCCUCAUUUUCGGUGCUAGCGGCCACAUUGGCAAACCACUCGCGACCUUCCUUACCCAGAGAGACCCGAAUGUGAAGCUCCGACUCGUAACAAGCGCUCUCGAGAAGGUACAAGGCCUGCAAAAAGACUUCCCUCUCGCCGAGGUAGCCGUAGCCAACUUCUUCGAUCUCCCCUCUCUGGAGCGCGCGACCUCCGACGUACAAGGAGUCUUUCUCAUCACUCCCUCCGCAACGGACGAACAGCUUGCCAUGGCCAACAUCGUCACCGCCUUCAAGAAGUCCAACUCUGUGAUCCACAUCAUCCGCCUCCUUGGCAUGUUCCCCGAAUUCAACAGGCAUCGCAUCCCAACCGCUCUUCAGGGCGGAAGGAGCCUACCAGUCCAACAUCCUAUCGCCAAAGCAAUCCUGGACGAGAGUGGCCUACCGGUGACAUAUAUCAACAGCGGUGCUUCCUUCAUGGAUAACUUUUUCCUGCAGAUCAAGUCAGUACAGGCUGAGGGAAAGCUCAUCUGGCCUGAGCAUCGCGUUCCGUUCAUUGAUCCGAGGGAUAUCGCAGAGGUGGCAGGACAGUUAUUGCUUUCGCAUGAUGCGAAGCAUAUUGGGCAAUUUCAUACCAUGAAUAAUGGAGCGGACUGGUUGGAAUUUCAGGAGAUUGCUGUUAUUCUCGGUGACGUAUUGGGUGGCCAUAUUCCUUAUGAUGAUAGUGAGGAGUCGUUUGUGCGCUUCUAUGAGCCAAUCUUAGGCCCGUUUGCUGUGAAGAGCAUGUGGCAUUUUUUUAAGUUCGAGCAAGCGAACGAAGUAUGUUGGGCGCUUAACAACUUUGUUGAGAGGACGAUUGGGAGGAAACCGAAGACUGUGAGGGAGUGGCUUGUUGAGCAUCGCGAGGCUUUAUCUGAAGGUCUGCGACUAGGACAUGCUACUGCGUAG